Messenger RNA from Lucilia cuprina (Australian sheep blowfly), 660 nucleotides. It is a transcript of the gene cato, whose product is annotated as protein lin-32. Gene Ontology annotation, molecular function: protein dimerization activity. NCBI's taxonomy places the organism in Eukaryota, Metazoa, Arthropoda, Insecta, Diptera, Calliphoridae. The transcript has a single exon. The record is from RefSeq and is a predicted model, not a curated record. Bases 1 to 660 code for a protein of 219 amino acids.
AUGAAUCUAAGUGAAAACUAUACAGUGUUUAAUAAAUAUAUAGCCAGUUCAAGUACCUUAACAGAUUUCAAUUAUGCCUCUUCAGCAGAAGAUGAUAGUUCCCAGUACUUGGGUAGUCCCAAUUCUCCUGCAGCAGCCAAUUAUACAAAUAAUAUUAACUACCUGGAUUCAUGGCCUUUAACUCCGGCCAUAACACCCAAUAAUACACCAGAUUAUUAUCAACAAAAUUAUAAUUCCAAUAACAACUCUUAUAAUGAAAAUUCCGAUUGUGCCUUAAACAAAACUACUGCAACAAAAACAAUAAAAAAAUCGAAGAAAUCCACCGACGGUGGCAAGAAAAUACAAUCACAAAUUCCCACCAAUCCACCCAGUCCCACUGUGUUAAAAAAGCGCCGACAAGCAGCCAAUGCUCGUGAACGCAAACGUAUGAAUGGUUUAAAUGAGGCAUUCGAUCGUUUAAGAGAAGUAGUACCCGCCCCCUCGCUAGAGCAAAAGCUUUCGAAAUUUGAGACUCUACAAAUGGCUCAAACAUAUAUAAUAGCUUUAAUGGAUAUGCUAGGUUCGGAUACCUCGGAUAUAAGUUACAAUAGUUUAUACUCACCCGCCAGCAACAGUAGUAUGGUCUCUUCAUCAUUUUCCACCGAUCUCAGUUUGCAGUGA